Molecule: messenger RNA, 2923 nt
Organism: Globicephala melas (long-finned pilot whale)
Lineage: Eukaryota; Metazoa; Chordata; Mammalia; Artiodactyla; Delphinidae
Gene: GPT
Product: glutamic--pyruvic transaminase
Biological process (GO): biosynthetic process
Molecular function (GO): L-alanine:2-oxoglutarate transaminase activity; pyridoxal phosphate binding
Source: RefSeq, a predicted model, not a curated record
GCCGUGCCCUACUGGGGUACAUCUCCAGAGGCCCCAGGCCUCAUUCUCCCCUCCAGGUUCAGCUCUGCCAGGCUCUGCCAACCCCUCCGGGCACUCGGCCCACCUCCCCUCCCCCAAGCCUAGUCCCUCAGAGCUGCUGGACCCUUCCGUCUGUCCCUACCUCCCAUGUGGCUCUCCUGCUCCCCUGUCAUGGGGACACUGGGCGGGCACUGGGCCUCACCCCAAGCCCCGCCUGUCUUCUCACCCACUCCCUGUGGGCAGAACUGUGCCCAGACGGGUGGGGCGGGGCGGGGCCUGGCGGGCCCGGCUCCUUCAGCCUUUUCUGUCCCUUUCAGUGGGGCCAGCAGGCUGCAGUGAAGUGGGUGCCCCCUUCCCAGCCCUGACCAACCAAGCCGGGACCCAGCUUCCCUCACCCACACUUCUGGAUCCUGACGCCUCCUGAGUCUUCUUCUUGCCCGGUCCGAGCAGGGUCAUGGCCUUGAGAACAGGUGACCACAGUCAGGCUGCAACGAAUGGGCUGAAGGAGAAGGUGCUGACGCUGGACACCAUGAACCCGUGUGUCCGGAAGGUGGAGUACGCGGUACGAGGCCCAAUCGUGCUGCGCGCACUGGAGCUGGAGCAGGAGCUGCGCCAGGGCGUAAAGAAGCCCUUCACUGAGGUCAUCCGAGCCAACAUCGGGGACGCACAGGCCAUGGGGCAGACGCCUAUCACCUUCCUGCGCCAGGUCCUGGCACUCUGCGUCCACCCUGAUCUCCUGAACAGCCCUGACUUCCCCGACGACGCCAAGAGGAGGGCGGAGCGCAUCCUGCAGGCAUGUGGCGGCCACAGCCUGGGGGCCUACAGCAUCAGCUCUGGCACCCAGCUGAUCCGCGAGGACGUGGCGCGGUACAUUGAGCGGCGCGAUGGAGGCAUUCCCGCCGACCCCAAUAACAUCUUCCUGUCCACGGGGGCCAGCGACGCCAUCGUGACGUUGCUGAAGUUGCUGGUGGCCGGCGAGGGUGGCACGCGCACGGGCGUGCUCAUCCCCAUCCCUCAGUAUCCACUCUACUCCGCCGCGCUGGCCGAGCUCAACGCGGUGCAGGUGGACUACUACCUGGACGAGGAGCGCGCCUGGGCGCUCGACGUGGCCGAGCUGCGGCGCGCGCUGCUCCAGGCGCGUGACCACUGCCGCCCCCGCGCGCUCUGCAUCAUCAACCCCGGCAACCCCACCGGUCAGGUGCAGACCCGCGAGUGCAUUGAGGCCGUGAUCCGCUUCGCCUUUGAGGAGGGGCUCUUCCUGUUGGCCGAUGAGGUGUACCAGGACAACGUGUACGCCGAGGGCUCGCAGUUCCACUCGUUCAAGAAGGUGCUCACGGAGAUGGGGCCGCCAUACGCGACGCGGCAGGAGCUCGCCUCCUUCCACUCGGUCUCCAAGGGCUACAUGGGCGAGUGCGGCUUCCGCGGCGGCUACGUGGAGGUGGUGAACAUGGACGCAGCGGUGCAGCAGCAGAUGCAGAAGCUGCGGAGCGUGCGCCUGUGCCCGCCCACGCCGGGCCAGGUCCUGCUAGACGUGGCGGUCAGCCCGCCCGCGCCCUCCGACCCCUCCUUCGCGCAGUUCCAGGCGGAUGACCAUUCUGCCCCCCAUGGAGAAGCUGCGGCCCUUGCUGGAAACGCUGAGCCAGUUCCACGCCAAGUUCACCCGCGAGUACUCCUGAGGACACCGCUGGGGGCCAGGCUGGACCGGCAGGGACGACCCCGGGCGGACAGUGCUCGGGUUCUUGGGGUCUCUGGAGCCCUCUGGACUUGCUCCUGCUGCCUGUGUGGCUGGGCCCCCCCUCUCUUCAGGCCCCUAAUAAAGCAGUGGGCUGGCUUGGCUGCUUGCAGGCUGUGUGCACACCUGUAUGCGCCCCCGCAGCCUUGUCCACUCCUGACUGCCUUUCUGUGUGGGGUUCUGUGCAGGCCUGGGGGCCCAGGAGGAGUGGUCAGGGAGGGCUUCCAGGGGAGGUGACCUUCUUACAGGAUGGAUUUGGCGGGAUGGGGUGAGCACUGGGAAGCGGAGUGACCGUGAGGACUCAAGGGGGCAGUCUUGGUUCCCGUAACUGGGCGCGGGCAGUGGUGCUGCCACUUUGGACAGCUGGAGGAGCGGUGGUGCCGGCCCAAGAGCAGGGAGGGGAGGAAGAGCAAACGGGUCUCGCUUUGUCGUGUUGUGUGUGACAUCCACGUGCAAAUGCAGUUCUUGGGCUGGGAAGCAGUGAGAGGGGAGGCCCCCUCCUGAGCUGGGGCACCCAAAGGCAAGUUCCGGGGAAGAGGGCACGGAAGAUGCCGAGGAAGAGGUGCCCUGUGGAGCUCUGGGCUGAAGGACCUGGGCUGGGGGCUGGCGGGCAGCCUUGUGUCCUUGACACUGGCGUGCGAGGACGUGCAUGCCAGACACUGUUGUGGAUCACUGCACAAAGGGCCCUCUCUGGUGGGCACUGUAGUUCCCAUUUCAUAGAUGAGGAAACCUGGGCCCCCAAAAUGUGUGGAAAUGAAAGGAAGCUCACUCCCCGUGGCCUCAGCAGCUGACGGAACGUCUUGGCUCAAGUGUCUGCGAGUUGGUCUAGAUGUUGGCAGGCCUCAGCGACCCACGGGCUUAGGGAGAGUAUUGGCCAAGGCCCCAGCUCCACUCUGGAUGAGGUUCUUAACCAUAGUCCCUGCUUCACUAUCUCCGCUGGGCCUCCGGUGCCCCACACAGCAAGGCUCUAGACAGGAGAGGACGGGAGGCGCAGGUUUCUCGUCCCAAGGCCAGCUGGGGUCAGGCUGGGGCCGGCCUGGACUGGCUCUCCUGGCCUUGUCGCUAGACACUAGAGGGCGUUUCGGGCAGCAGCCGGGUGCCUCCUUGGGCUGAACGUGGGCUCAGGCCUUUCCCACGAACUUCCUGCCUUCCACGACGCUCUGUGGCCACUGG